Messenger RNA from Paraglomus occultum, 6303 nucleotides. The record is from the annotation of a GenBank genome assembly. Lineage: Eukaryota; Fungi; Glomeromycota; Glomeromycetes; Paraglomerales; Paraglomeraceae.
AUGCUGUUGAAGCACUCAUGGCCAUGGCCGAGGAUCCUCAGAGGCGGCUUACUGUUACAGUUGUUCGUUGCUGCUAUGCUAUUCGUGUCUUUAUCGCAUGUUAAAGCGGAUAUCAAACUAUCGCAGACCUACUUUAAUAACAUGCCAUUGAGAUUUUUCUAUUUCGACGAUUCUUCGGUUGUUAUGUAUCUUAAUGACGAAGGCACUGUAUUACGCUCGGAGGAUGAAGGCGCCGUAUGGAAAAUAGUUGAUGGCGUACCUGAAGGUGUUGCUUCAACUUUGAUCCAACAUCCAUUCUCGAAAAGAAACGCAUAUAUCAUAACUGGCGGUACGACGCACUACAAAACAACUGAUAGCGGGAAAUCAUGGAAAAUGUUCACAACGGAAGUUGGACCAUCAAAAAGGAGUACUGUUCUAUCGUUCCACGCUGGCAGACCUGAUUACAUAUUAUUUAGAGGAACGAGAUGUACGGACGGUAGUGGUUGGGGAGCUGAUUGUGAUGAUGAGACAUAUUAUUCGCUAGAUAACUUGGUCUCGUCAAAGUUACUUCUUAGUCAUACCGACAAGUGCAUUUGGGCAAUGGCAACCAGAGAUUCUGAUGAGGCACCGGCCAAAACCGUUCUCUGCAUAGAAUAUGGACAACCUGUUGGCAGACUCCGUGAUUUUUCUGAUUACCAUUUAGUACGCUUUACCGAUCUUGUCACUAAAGAACGCGUAAACUUUGGACAAUUGAACGAAGUUAACGGUGUCCUUGGAUUAGGAGUUGUAAAGAAAUAUAUAAUCGCAGCAGUGAAAGAGCCUGACUCAUCAAAGAUGACUAUGUUUGUAAGUGAGGACGGUAGGGACUGGGAUAAGGCACUGUUUCCACAUACUGUUGGGUUUGAGGAAAAUGCGUACACUAUACAGGAAUCUUCAACGUAUCAGUUGGUAGUAGAUGUGCUUUCAGCGACGUCAGCAGAUAUCUAUUCUUCUAUGGGCACCCUGUUUAGGUCGAAUUCUCACGGUAAUAGAUUCAUGUACUCGCUAAACCAUACUAAUAGGAACAUGGAAGGGUUGGUCGAUUAUGAAAAAGUGCAAGGAGUAGAGGGAAUCGUGCUAGCAAACAUAGUUGCGAAUUGGGAGAAGGUUGCAGCUGGUGGUGUAAUUGCUAAACAACUUCAAUCGCAAAUCUCAUUUGACGACGGUGCAACUUGGCGAUUUAUUUCUCCUCCGAAGGAUUCUUGUACAGACACUACAACGGGAAAAUGCGCACUACAUCUACAUUCUGUUACUAGUCCACAUAAUUUUGGGCGUGUCUUCUCAUCGCCUGGCGCCCCCGGAGUAUUAUUGGGAGUUGGUAGUGUUGGUUCUUUCUUGCUACCUUACGAGGACUGCGAUACAUUUGUGUCAUACGAUGGUGGGUUGAGUUGGCAGUUUGUAGCGGAAGGAGCCCAUAAAUAUGAAAUAGGAGAUAUGGGUUCACUGCUUGUGAUCGUUGACGACGAGAAUCCAACUUCAGAGAUUAAAUACAGCAGCGACCAUGGAAAGACUUGGCAAAGCCGUAGCAUUGGCCAGAAGGUUCGAGUGAGGAUGCUUACAACCGAUCCGGAAUCCACUUCUGCCAAAUUCUUGCUUUUCGGGUCCGUUAUUGAUCGAAACAAUGAAAAGCCAUACGUUAUGAUCCAGAUUGACUUUUCUGAUUUGUAUCGAAAAUGUGGAGAUAGCGACUACGAAGAAUGGUAUGCGAGGAAUAACAUUGACGGGAACGGACCUGAUUGUCUAAUGGGUCAAAAGACGUACUACAAGCGACGUAAAGCCGAUGCACAGUGUCUCGUCGGAAAGCCAUUUGAGGAUCCCAAACGCGUUGACGUUACCUGCCCUUGCACCGAUGAAGAUUAUGAGUGUGAUUUUAAUCAUGUGCUCACCAAUAACGAAUGCGUUCUUGUUGGACCACCGGACAUCCCAAAGGGUGAAUGUAGGGCGGCUGGCCAAACUUAUAAAGCCUCUUCAGGAUGGGUUAAAAUUCCCGGAGAUGUCUGCGACGGCGAUAUAGCCAAAGACAAGCCUGUUGAAAAACCGUGUCCUGCCCCUAUUGAAAGCCCAACCGGAGAGAUCGUCACGACCAAAGUCGAUGAAAUUUUUGACAAGUUCUUUUACUUUAAAUCGUCUACGGUUAUCAUGGCUAGAACUUAUGAUGGCUAUGUACUACGAAGCGAAGACGACGGCUCUACUUGGGAACGUGUAGCGAAACUCGAAAAGAUAUCCUACAUGUUUAUGGAUAACCACGACGAUGAUAUAGCUUAUUUCUUCCCUCUCUCAUUGGACAGCGACAAGGUAUAUUACACUAACGAUCAGGGUAAAACGAUAAAAGAAGUUAAUCUUCCCGGUACACCAAAUAAACUCGGCAUCGAAUUGUUGAGUUUUCAUGCUUCCGAAGACGAUUGGCUAUUGUUCAUAGCCGAAAAGAAUGAACCCGUAUAUCAUACAGUUGCUUAUCUAACAAAAAAUAAUGGCAAGAAAUGGGAAGAGAUUGAAACUUGGGUUGAGAAAUGUAUAUUUGGCAAUUCUGAAGAUAAUACGAUCGACAAGGAAAUGAUAUUUUGCUCAGCCUACGCCAAUAAAAAGUCAGAGAUUAGACAAAAUCUCUUAGGUGGACGCUCAUCUGCUGGAAAUGUGUUGCAAUUAGUUAGCAUAAAAGGAAAUGAGAUUAAAGUAUUGUUGAAUGACGUAGUAGAGUUCUUUAUGUUUAACGAAUUUAUGGCUGUCGCAGUGGAAUCAAACAACGAAUUGAUUCUAUAUAUAUCAAAAAAUGGUGUAGACUUCAAACCAGCUGCUUUCCCGCCUGAAAUUCAUGUCAAGAAAGAGGCGUACACGAUCCUCCAAUCAACUACGGGCGCAGUAUUUCUAGACGCUUUUCGAUCCACUAAAUUUGGAGCAGAAUAUGGCGUUCUAUUUAAAUCCGACGGAGAUGGCACAUCCUAUUCUCUCAGCAUGGAAUUCACUAAUCGUAAUAGCUACGGAAUUGUAGAUUUUGAGAAAGUACAAGGAAAAGGAUUGGAGGGUAUUAUUCUGGUCAAUCAAGUUAGCAACACGAAUGAAUUGAUUGGUGAUGGUAAAAAGAAGAUUAUUACGAAAAUCAGUCGUGAUGACGGUGCAACUUGGGAGCGCAUUCCUGCCCCCCAAUUUGAUAACAAACACAUAAGACUUCCCACGUGUGCAAGUGAUUGUUACUUAAACUUACACAGCCGUACGGAAAUCUCUGGUCCUGGUGCAAUCUUCAGUGCUUCAUCUGCUGUAGGUCUUUUAAUGGGUGUCGGCAAUGUCGGACCAUAUCUACUUCCAUACAACGAAUGUAACACAUAUCUCAGCAAAGAUGCCGGUCAUACUUGGGUACAAGUUAGACUAGGCGAAAGUUUGUAUGAAUUUGGGGAUCAAGGCACAGUUAUAGUUGUUGUCGACGAUGAGGGACCUACAAAGGAAAUCUUGUACAGUUGGGAUUAUGGCGAAUCGUGGGCGCCGCACCAAUUCUCAGAAAAGCCGGUUCGGGUGACUCUUUUAACAACUAAUCCUAAAUCAACGAGUCUUAAGUUUCUUUUGAUGGGAACUUACCGCGAAUCGGAUAAUGUUGCUAAGCCAGUUGUUUAUACUAUUGAUUUCUCCCAAUUGGAACCGAGGAAAUGCAAACUCGAGGAUAAUCUAUCAGACAGUGAUUUCGAAUUAUGGAGUCCAUUAGGAGAUACUGAAAAAUGUCUAUUAGGAAAAAAGACAAAAUAUUAUCGACGCAAGGCUGACCGUCAAUGCAAGAUUGAUCAUCAGACAGAGCUAAACACAAAAGUAGAAAAAUGUCCAUGUCAAGAUAAUGAUUUCGAAUGUGCGCAUAACUACUGGCGAAAUAGUGACGGCAAAUGCGAACUAUACGGAUUUGAUUAUGAUCGUCCUGAUAACUGUGAGAAGGAUUAUCAGGGAAGUUCUGGUUAUCGCAAGAUAUCGAAAUCAGUAUGUGAGGGCGGUAAAAAUCUUGAAGGAAAAGUCACAAAGCCUUGUGGCGAUCACGCCGGUAUUAUUGUGAAGCAGACAAUUUUCGAUUCGCGUAUGGCAGAAUAUUUCUAUUUCGAGGGAAACGACAUCGUUAUUAUGCGUACCACAGAUGGCAAAGUUUUCCUAACAGAAAACCAAGGCUACACUUGGGAGGAAAAAAUUAAGGAAGUGAAGAUAAACAGAAUUGCUCCACACCUGUAUGACAAAAAGCGAGCUUACUUCAUCUCACUGUCGAAAACACUCUAUUACACUAAGGAUAUGGGGAGUACGAUCGAUGAAAUUACACUUCCAGCAGAACCAAAUACGCUAAACGUCCCCGUACUUGCAUUCCACCCGACGCGAAAUGAUUGGCUAAUCUUCAUUGGGCAAGAAGGAUGUGACAAUAUACUCUCACCUACGUGUCAUACGGUAGCAUAUUACUCACUAAACCGUGGUGCGAAUUGGAACCAGUUUGAUACCUAUGUUGGCACUUGUAUAUUUGCUCCCGAGGCGUUCAAAGAUCCAGAUAUGGCAUUCUGCGAAUCGUAUCGCGAUAAGGCAGGGACGCAACGUACCUUUGGGAAUACACUGCAACUUGUAUCGUUUAAUUUAUUUAAAGACAAGAAGGUUCUUACUCAGAAUAUAGUUGGAAUUGCAACAGUGGAAGAGUAUAUGGUCAUUGCUGAAUUAGUUGAAGACGGUCAGAGUCUUCGAUUAUUGGUUACUGUUGAUGGAAAGCAGCUUGCACCAGCAGACUUUCCACCCAAUAUGAAAAUGACCAAUCACGCUUUCACAAUUCUCGAGUCAAAAACGCACGCCAUCAUGCUUCAUGUGACCACAGAAUCACGUCGUCAGAACGAAUGGGGUAGCAUACUUAAAUCCAAUUCUAACGGCACCUAUUUCAGACUCUCUCUCCCAUAUGUCAAGCGAGAUGAUCGCGGAUAUGUUGACUUUGACAAGAUGCAGGGAAUUCAAGGAAUUGCUCUCGCGAAUAUUGUCAAAAAUCCUGAUGAAGUUAAUCUAGGGGGAGAAAAACAAAUUGCCAGUAAAAUUACAUACAAUGAUGGCGGAGAUUGGCAUGAUAUCAAAAGUCCCGAAGCGGAUUCUAAUCGAAAGAAAUAUGACUGCAAGGAUCAAUGUAACCUUCAUCUACACAGCUUUACAGAAUGGAGAGAUCCUCGUGACACUUUCAGCGCUUCAUCUGCAGUCGGUCUAAUGAUGGGCGUUGGCAACGUUGGCGGUUAUCUAACUCGAUACGAAGACGGUGACACGUUCUUGACGCGUGAUGGAGGCGUUACAUGGGAAGAAGUUAAAAAAGGUGCUCAUCUACAUGAAAUUGGUGACCAAGGCGCUAUUCUAGUCGUCGUAGAUGAUGAACAAGCUACAGACAAAGUAUGGUAUUCAUUUGAUGAGGGCGAUUCGUGGCAUUCGUUGAUCAUCACAUCGAAUGGUGAGCGUGUUAGAGUGAAAGACAUUGCUACUGUUCCUGGCGGUACAAGCAGAAGAUUCCUACUAUGGGGUCAUGUGAUUGGAGAAUAUAGUAAAGAGAUAGCAGUGCAUCUUGAUUUUGCUGGAUUGCUUGCACGAAAAUGUGAAUUAGAUAUCAAGAAUGCCGAUAACGAUGACUUUGAGCUUUGGACUUUGAAACGACCAGACGGUGAAUCUUGUGUGUUCGGCAGAGAAGUAAAGUACAACAGAAGAAUACGUGGUCAAAAGUGCUAUAUUGGAAGCGAAGUCAUACAACCAAAGGAGGUGGUCAAGAAUUGCACAUGCACAGACUAUGAUUUCGAAUGGCAAGUAGAAAGAAAUGCUGAAUACAAUUACCUUCGUAAUCCUGAGACCAACAAGUGUGAGUUGGCACCAGGCACUUCCCCAAUAACCAUUGAUAUGAAAGAACAAUGCUCCAAGUCAGACUAUUACUACGAGAAAAUAACAGGUUAUCGCAAGAUUCCCAUUUCGCAAUGUGAAGGUGGUGAAGAUAAACGCGGUCCACGCAGACGAUGCCCAGGAAAAGGUUAUUCUGCAGGCACAUGGUUCCUGAUUAUCCUUUCGCCAUUUGUUGCUGCUGGCGCAUUCUUAGCGUACGUCCUCUAUAAACGUCGUGGAAGAUACGCUACAUAUGGCCAAAUAAGACUAGGAGACACGCCCAGUUCCAGCUUGCUUGAAUAUAUAUACACAGUUCCUAUCACGAUUCUCGAUCUUAUAUUAUCAAUUCGUAUACCCGAGUUCAUCUCUCGUCGUAUGCCCGACAUUCCGCUAUUUGGUUCUGGCGGGGCACGGUCACGCACCAGCCAUCAAUAUACGCCA